Molecule: messenger RNA, 3095 nt
Organism: Drosophila grimshawi
Lineage: Eukaryota; Metazoa; Arthropoda; Insecta; Diptera; Drosophilidae
Gene: FoxK
Product: dual specificity protein kinase splA
Exons: 9
Coding region: 312-2531 (739 amino acids)
Biological process (GO): regulation of transcription by RNA polymerase II
Molecular function (GO): RNA polymerase II cis-regulatory region sequence-specific DNA binding; protein binding; DNA-binding transcription factor activity, RNA polymerase II-specific
Source: RefSeq, a predicted model, not a curated record
AUCUUCAGGGUUGGAGUGUGUGUGCUUCUUCUUCUCAAUCGUCACGUCGUGUGGGCAGCUGCUGCGGAGCGCGCUGCAAGCAAAUAAGAAUUGAAAAAGAAGGAAAAAACCGCAUUAAAAUUUGUGAAAAAGUGCACAAAACACGUUUAAAUUAAGCCUAAAAUUCAGGGUGUUAAGCGAAUUUGGAAAAUACAUUGCACAAAAACAUUCACAGCGAGAACGGGCAGUUAAAGAGAGUUUGACUACGAAAUAAACAAGAAAUAGCAGCAAAGGCCGAAAGCAGAAGUCAGUGUGUAAGUGGAUACCUCUAAAUGGCUGCCACAACAACAACAACAACACUAGCAACAACCACCAAUAUAAGCAACAACAACAACAUUAGCAACAGCAGCAGCAACAACAACAACAAUCACAUUGUAACGGUACACACCGUUUUAAACACACCCACCUCCGCAGCAGCAGCAGCAACAGCAGCAGACGCGGCAACUGUUGCCAUAGCCAAGGACAUGCUGCAGCUUCAUCAUGGCGCCGCUGCAGCGUUAAACAACAACAAUAAUAACAAUAAUAAUAAUAAUACUAUUAACAAUAGCAGCGCCGAAUUGGCAAACAAUCAAAAUAAUAACAACAACAACAGCAACAACCACACAGCAAACCACCCACCUGCCCAUGCCCACACCCAUGUUGUAGUCGGAUCGAGUUCACCCCCAGCAGCAGCAGCAAAUGCAGCUGCUUUUGGUGUGCUGCGCUUCAAUGAGGAUCUGUUGCAUAUAACGGACGAGGUGACAGUGAUUGGACGCAACUCGUCCACAUCCCUGGUGCACUUCAACGUGGCCGAGAACAAUUUGGUGUCUCGCAAACAUUUCCAGGUGCUCUACGAUCCGGAGCGUCGCGCCUUCUUUGUGCAGUGCCUCAGCAAGAAUGGCAUAUUCGUUGAUGAUUUCCUGCAGCGACGCAAUGUGGAUCCACUGCGAUUGCCGCAACGCUGUUUCUUUCGAUUUCCGAGCACCGAGAUACGCAUCGAGUUUGAGAGCUUUGUGUCUGCGCCGGCGGACAGCAGUGCGAACGAUGCCGCCGCCGCCGUCGCACCCAUCCUAAGCAGUCCGGCUGGAGCAGCAGCGGCAGCUGCAGGUGGAACUGCUGUUGGCCAUGUCAUAAUAACGCCGCCGCCACGUGACGAACUGCACUCGUUGCAAGCGUCGCAUCAUCACAACCAGCACCAGCAGCAGCAGCAGCCAGCGCAUCACAGCAUGCAACAGCAGCAGCAACAGCAGCAAUCGCUGCCACAGCAUCAUCCCCUCCCACUCCCACAUACAACACAACACCUGCUUCACAACACAUCGCUGCAACAGCAGCAGCAGCAGCAGCGCCUUCCCGGCGGAGCAACGCCAGCUGCUGCCACACAGCUGUUGGCCGGCGGCGGCGUCGAUGGAACUGCUGCCAUCUACUCACCACUCAAGAUUUCAAUACCCAAGAAGGAGCAGAAGAGUCCCUAUCUGUCACCAACUGGUACAAUAAGCGCUGCCAACAGUUGUCCGGCUAGUCCUCGUCAGGGCUUUCACCAGAAUCAGGCCAACAGCUACAACAAUUAUAGCAACAACAAUACGCAGGAUCUAUUCCAGACACCGUCUACAGCCAGUUAUAACCACAAUGAGAAGCCGCCGUAUAGCUACGCUCAGCUAAUUGUUCAGGCCAUAUCUGCCGCGCCCGACAAACAGCUGACACUCUCUGGCAUUUAUUCAUUUAUUGUCAAGCAUUAUCCCUACUAUCGCAAGGAGACCAACAAGGGCUGGCAGAAUUCCAUACGUCAUAAUCUCAGUUUAAAUAGGUAUUUCAUCAAGGUGGCUCGCUCGCAGGAUGAGCCCGGCAAGGGUUCGUUCUGGCGCAUCGAUCCGGACAGCGGCGCCAAGCUGAUCGAUCACAGCUAUAAGAAGCGUCGCCAGCGCAGCAGCCAGGGCUUUAGGCCGCCAUACGGAAUGCCGCGCUCGGCACCCGUCUCGCCCAGUCAUAUGGAUAACUCACGCGAGAGCUCACCGCUUCAGGACAUUGUGCUGCAAUCGGCACCUGGCUCACCCGGCAUGUCUCUCGAGCAGCGCGCCGCCGAUGCUGAAAUUAUCUACAACUCUCAAAAUGCACACCAGCACCAACAGCAGCAGCAACAGCAGUCGCAACAGCAACAGCCGCCACAAACGAUGGCCAAUAAUUCCAAUCAAUUCAACAGUGGCAGUCCAUACUACGUAACCAAUCAAAAUGCCGGCGUUACUGUGCAGCAGGCGCAUGUGGAUGGCGGUGGAGGUGGAGGUGUUGGCGCUUUGAUUGCGCUCAAGCGAAAUCACAUAAUGACCGUGUCGCAUCCGGCGCCACCAACGCUCCAUCAACAGCAGCAGCAGCAACAACAGCAACAGCAUCCUGAGAUUAUCUACGAAGAGCUGCCAACGGAUUAUAGCGGUCACAUGGAUGCCGCCGAGGAGGAGUGCGUCACGGCGACAGAUGCCACAGCGGCCAAGCGUCCCAAAUACGUAUCCGAGGUGCUCUGAUGCGUACGCAUCCAGAAGCAGCAACACAACAAAGGCAAAUCGUAAUUCGCAGUGAAACGCUGUGUGUGGAAAUCGGCGGCGGAGCGGCAGCGACGGCGGAAACUCAGAACCGUUAGAAACCAAGCAAAAAUGCAAAACAAAGCCCACUUGAAGGAAACAACUUCCAGAAAGCAUAAAAUUAAAAAAAAAAUCUAUAUAUAUAUAAAACAGAAAGAAAAAAAAGUAUCUCCAUCUUGUAUAUUGAAUUUGCCAAUCCCCCAAAACACCAUUGAAAUCCAAGCGGAAACAAACAAAAAACGAGAAAAAAUGCGAAGAAAAACCAAAAUUGAAACGGAAAUGUUUAUAAAUAAUAUAACUGUGAGAUUGUGUUUUAAGUGUUUAAGACCGUACAACGGUUAAGACGGCAUGCAAACACUUUUCAAAAAAAAGUCCUCAUUUACGAUUUAACCCUUAGCUCUGACGAAUUCAAUAUGCUCGAUGACGCUACUCUCUAAGUACAUAUAAUAAAAAUUAAGGUUUAAAUCGAAGUAAUGCAAAUAACACACACAAAAAAAAAGCAAGCUA